GUUCUGUAUCCAAGAUGGCGGCCAACUUUGCACGUUUUGCGGCGCGAGGAAUAAAUUCAUCUUUCAGGAAUAAAUCGGGAUUAUGUUCACGGGAAGCGGCGAGACUGACGAGCUCUUGUUUGGUCCGGCAUUCAAGAGUUUUGUCCAGCGUUCAAGUUAUGCAACCACAAACUACCAGCCUGGUCCAAAUAGCAUCAAGAAAUUUUUCUCAAAACACUGUACCAAUCAUCUGUAACAUUACUGCUAAAAUAAUCAGCAAUACAAGUGGAACAUCAGAAGCAUUGGAAGAAAGCUCUGGUGAAUGUGAAGAUGAGGCUACGAAUGGUAGAAAACGCAUAAAACCCCAUGAACUUCAAAGAGAUGAUCCAUAAAAUUGGUCAUCUCUUUAUUAGGACUUCGCUAUAAUUCUACAAGUUUUUAUGGUCAUCUUUGUUUAAGUAUGAUUUUAUCCUGGUGGAUUUCAAUCAAGAGAUGUCAUCUACUGCAGCCAAGAUUCUCCAUAUCUGGUUUAAAAAUGUGCUAAACCACUUCUGAUAUCUUUCUAUUUUUUGGCCCACUCUCUUUAUGGACCAUUACGUCUAACUUUCUAGUGUUUUAUUGUCUUAAAUCGUGUUCCCAUUUUAUGUUUAGAAAACCUUAAGCAGAUUUAGCGUGGCUAAAGACAUUAUAAACACCAUAUUAAGUAGUACUUUGUUAUAUAAGACAUUAUAUCAUAUGAUCCGUAUGGCCCUGCCUUGCAUGCCCUAAUAAAACCUUUGGAAAAAGUCACAUGAUAGGAACCAGGCGGGUUAAUAUGGGCAGGCUGGAAAAACCUGUCUUCCUCAUUUACGAACACAGUAUUUAUCAAUUUUAGCAGGAUUUUUCAACCUUUUUUACAACAAAAUUUGGGUCAUGUGAUAUAAAUGCUCGACUUUGUUAGGUUGGACCAGAUCAGUAAAUAUUUGGCUUUUGGCCGUUUUUACGGCAUGACCUCGAGGCAAAUAUUUUCCCGUCCAGCUCUCCUACUCAGUCAAUAAGUAGAUAAUAUUAUGCUUUCAUAUCAGUUCAGCCUGUUCCAGAUGCCACACCACUCAUGUGCUGAAUUCAAUAGAUCACUUUACCUUGCAUAUAAUGUUUUCCCAUUUCAGACCAUGUGACAUUCUCUUGAGAAUAAGAUUCUAGAUUCUUUGUGUGAGUUGUAUCAAUUUUAAUGUGGGUAAAUCUUCUCAUGCUUAAACAAAGAAAUGAUACUCCCAGGAAUGAAAUGUGGUUUAAAAUUGGUAAACAUAACACCAAAACUAAAGAGGAUUAUUGAAUCCCGUGAGAGUAUAGUUUAGUAUAUUGACCCCCAGUUUGGGUAGUACGAGGUAUCUACACCCAGGGGGAAGACUCCAAGGUAAAAGUAUCAGGUAUGCUCGUUGUAUCUCUUAGGUGUAAUACUCAGCAAUUUGGUAUCUUUUAGGGUGUUAAAAUUUCAGUACAAUUUGGUAUCUGUUAGGGUUUAAAAAUUGCCCAACCACACCCAAGCUUUUGGUAUCUUUUAGGGUAUUUUUGAAAAUUUCCAACGAGCAUACCUUAUACUUUUACCCUGGAGUCCCUCCCUUCCGGGAUCUACAAACGUCUAUCUUGGUUCUUAGUUUCUGUCAUAAUUUCUAUAUUUGUAAGUUUGAAUAUAUUUGUGAAAGUAAGGAGACAAGAUGUACUGAAAUAAAAAAUCCAGCUAAAGAGAA
This is a messenger RNA of Actinia tenebrosa (Australian red waratah sea anemone), 1709 nucleotides long. RefSeq lists its product as uncharacterized. The record is from RefSeq and is a predicted model, not a curated record. NCBI's taxonomy places the organism in Eukaryota, Metazoa, Cnidaria, Anthozoa, Actiniaria, Actiniidae.